Aspergillus puulaauensis is the source of this 1218-nucleotide messenger RNA. RefSeq lists its product as uncharacterized. Lineage: Eukaryota; Fungi; Ascomycota; Eurotiomycetes; Eurotiales; Aspergillaceae. Bases 1 to 1218 code for a protein of 405 amino acids. The transcript is spliced from 4 exons. The record is from RefSeq and is a predicted model, not a curated record.
AUGACAACUCCCCAUCUGCGUGAGAUGGGGCAUCUUUCGAUCCUCUUCGCAUCCAUGUUCACGAUGACUCGCUUCAAGCCAAUCAAGUUGGCGGUAGCGGUAUUCUGUACUUGCGUGGCCCUUGCCUUUCUCUUCAACAAGCAGGAUGGCUACCACUCGACCAGAAAGUUGAUCCACGCCGGCAGAUCUCGCCUAGAAAAUGCGAUGUUCGAGCGAAUAAAAAACGAGACAUUAGGGUUUCAGCACAUUUAUGCCAUUGGACUCAAGGAACGCACUGAUAAGCAUGAUUCGCUCUCCUUGACAGCCUCGGUAUCGGGGAUGAAGGUCGAAUGGCUAGAGGGCGUUCGACCGGGCGACGUAUCACAGAAAGCCCUUCCACAGGGAAUGAAUCAACCGGACAUACCCUACACUGUCGUCUUAUGUUGGCGCGCACACAUGAAUGCACUGCGCAGUGUGGUUGAAAAUAGAUACGCGACAGCUCUCAUAAUGGAGGACGAUGCCGAUUGGGACGUGUCCAUCAGGCCUCAACUGCGUGAGAUCGCUCGAGGGGUUCGCGAGCUUUCCGACAAUCAUAAAGCACCAAGAAAAGAGCCGUACGGCACCAACUGGGAUCUUCUUUGGAUUGGAGGGUGUGCCACGUUGCAAGGGAAGAACGAAACGGAACUAUAUGCGAUUCCCGACGAUCCCACUACUGUCGAUGUCUCCCGAAGGGGUCCAUGGGAGGGGCCAAUUGGGCCAACUGACGACUGGAAAAAGCAGCACCCAGAGGUUUCUAUCGACUCAACGCGGUUUGUCUUUCGGGCAGGCCAUGGUUGCUGUUUGUAUGGAUAUGCAGUGACCUAUGAAGGGGCACGAAAGAUCCUUGCGGCUCUUUCGCUCGAACGGAGUGCGGAGGUGGACAAUUCUCUGGGCGAUCUCUGUGGUGGUAAAAACGGUCGGCAGCAGAUCCGCUGUUUCGGAGUGUACCCCAACGUCAUUGGCACCUUUAAGCCGGCUGGGCCUAACUCACGAUCGUCGGAUAUCCAGAACUACACAACGGACGAGUGGCGAGAGGCGGAGUCGUGGAAUAUGGUGUAUAGCACGCGGAUGAACCUGCAGCGGCUGCUUUCGGGCGAGGAGACGGUGUAUUCGCAGUGGAACACCUCGUUUAUCCCAUGGUCCAAGGGGGAGAUCAAGCCACGGGAGUUGCAGUAUCCGAGGGGGUAUUUGGUGGGGUAG